Molecule: messenger RNA, 1758 nt
Organism: Exophiala aquamarina CBS 119918
Lineage: Eukaryota; Fungi; Ascomycota; Eurotiomycetes; Chaetothyriales; Herpotrichiellaceae
Product: heat shock protein 60
Exons: 2
Coding region: 1-1758 (585 amino acids)
Biological process (GO): protein refolding; apoptotic mitochondrial changes; protein import into mitochondrial intermembrane space
Cellular component (GO): mitochondrial inner membrane; mitochondrial matrix
Molecular function (GO): ATP-dependent protein folding chaperone; protein-folding chaperone binding; ATP binding
Source: RefSeq, a predicted model, not a curated record
AUGCAGCGCGCUCUUUCCUCCGCUUUGCGGUCACCACUCUCCUCUGCUUCCCCGUACUCUAGAUCUGCAGGCAAGAGUUUACAGCAACUCCGCUUUGCCCAUAAAGAGCUCAGGUUCGGUGUCGAAGGACGAGCUCAACUGCUCAAGGGUGUGGACACCCUGGCCAAAGCUGUGGCCACCACUCUCGGUCCCAAAGGUCGCAAUGUUCUCAUCGAGUCAAGCUACGGCUCCCCCAAGAUUACAAAGGAUGGUGUCACUGUCGCGAAAGCCGUGACUCUCCAAGAUAAAUUCGAGAACCUCGGUGCUCGCCUGAUCCAGGAUGUCGCCUCCAAGACCAACGAAGUUGCUGGUGAUGGUACCACCACCGCUACCGUCCUUGCCUCCGCCAUCUUCUCCGAGACCGUCAAAAACGUGGCCGCCGGCUGCAACCCUAUGGAUCUGAGGAGAGGAACCCAAGCCGCGGUCGAGGCUGUGGUCAACUACCUUCAGAUGAACAAGAAAGACAUCACCACCAGCGCCGAGAUUGCUCAGGUCGCCACCAUUUCCGCCAACGGUGACACUCAUGUUGGAAACCUCAUCUCCAAUGCCAUGGAGAAGGUCGGCAAGGAGGGUGUGAUUACCGUCAAAGAAGGAAAGACAAUCGAAGACGAGCUUGAGAUCACCGAAGGUAUGCGCUUCGACCGAGGCUUUACUUCUCCAUACUUCAUCACCGACACAAAAUCGCAAAAGAUCGAGUUUGAAAAGCCCUUGAUCCUGUUGUCUGAGAAAAAGAUCUCGGCCGUGCAAGAUAUCAUUCCUGCUCUGGAGGCAUCCACCCAACUGCGACGACCCCUCGUCAUUAUCGCCGAGGACAUUGAUGGAGAGGCCCUCGCUGUCUGCAUCCUCAACAAGCUCCGAGGACAGCUUCAAGUUGCCGCAGUCAAGGCUCCCGGCUUUGGUGACAACCGCAAGAGCAUCCUUGGUGAUAUUGGUAUCCUGACAAACGCAACUGUCUUCUCUGAUGAGCUAGAGAUCAAGUUGGAAAAAGCUACUGCCGACAUGCUCGGUUCCACUGGUAGCAUCACUAUUACCAAGGAAGAUACCAUCAUCCUCAACGGAGAAGGCAGCAAAGAUGCGAUUGCUCAACGAUGCGAGCAAAUCCGAGGCGUCAUGGCUGAUCCUUCCACUUCCGAAUACGAGAAGGAGAAGCUUCAGGAACGUCUCGCCAAACUGUCCGGUGGUGUUGCCGUCAUCAAGGUCGGCGGUGCCUCGGAAGUUGAAGUUGGUGAGAAGAAGGACCGCGUUGUGGAUGCUCUCAACGCCACCCGCGCCGCUGUUGAGGAGGGCAUCUUGCCAGGUGGUGGCACCGCUCUGAUCAAGGCUUCCGCCAAUGCUCUAGGUGAUGUCAAGGCUGCCAACUUCGAUCAACAACUCGGUGUCAGCAUUAUCAAGAGUGCUAUCACCCGACCCGCGCGAAAGAUUGUUGAGAACGCAGGUCUUGAGGGCAGCGUUGUUGUUGGCAAGCUUACCGACGAAUUUGCCUCCGAUUUCAACAAGGGUUUCGAUUCCGCCACGGGCGAAUAUGUUGACAUGAUUGCCAGAGGUAUCGUUGACCCCUUGAAGGUCGUCCGCACUGCUCUUGUUGAUGCUUCCGGCGUUGCUUCCCUUCUCGGAACAACUGAAGUCGCAAUUGUCGAUGCCCCUGAAGAGAAGCCCGCAGGCCCACCAAUGGGAGGCAUGGGCGGGAUGGGCGGAAUGGGAGGCAUGGGCGGCUUCUAA